This is a messenger RNA of Macadamia integrifolia, 1428 nucleotides long. RefSeq names its product rho GDP-dissociation inhibitor 1-like. Gene Ontology annotation, biological process: Rho protein signal transduction. The transcript is spliced from 6 exons. The record is from RefSeq and is a predicted model, not a curated record. Gene Ontology annotation, molecular function: Rho GDP-dissociation inhibitor activity; protein binding. The coding region runs from base 401 to 1186 and encodes 261 amino acids. Gene Ontology annotation, cellular component: cytoplasm; cytosol; membrane. Lineage: Eukaryota; Viridiplantae; Streptophyta; Magnoliopsida; Proteales; Proteaceae.
ACUUAUUACUAAACUCUUUAAUGGAAAAAAUCCCCUUCAUAUAGGUCGAGAUUACCUUUCUACUCUUGAAUUAAAAGAAGAGGGGGGAGGCAAGUUUGAACUUCUAUGCGCAUGAACGAACCUGGCAUAUUCAUCUUUACCUCUGAACUUCUCAUCUUCGGAGCAGUUGAAAAGUGAGGAGCAAGUCGGGUUUUAAUGAUCUCCACACUGACAAAGUUGCUUGAGUUAAGUCGUAGAAUCUAGCAUCGACGACCUGCAAAUACGAUCUCUGCAUAUAUUAACAACCUGCAAAACCAAGGAUCGAUGAACUUUUUGUGAUUUGAGGCAAAGAACUACAGCAUCUUGGAAGGGUAAAGGGUAGCGGCGAAGGUUCUUCAUAGCUAUUGCAACUUUAAGGAAAAUGUCGGCGGUUAUGGGAUCUCUCUCGAGCUUUCAGGCCAUUCCCUUCAAUACUGCUGGAAUGGAGAAGGAAGAAGAGAAAACCAACAACAACAGUAACAGUGGCGCCAAACAGAGUGAAGAAAAUGCAGAGAAACUCAAGAGAGAAUACAGUUGUGCUUCUAAUUGUUCUACAGAGAAUGGAUAUGACGAUGACCCAGAAGAUGAUGAUGAUGCCAAGUCUAAAGUAGGGAAAGAAGAAUUAGACCUUGGUCCCCAAUUCUCCCUUAAAGAACAGCUCGAGAAAGAUAAGGAUGAUGAGAGCCUAAGGAGAUGGAAAGAACAACUUCUUGGAAGUGUAGAUAUAAAUGCUGUUGGAGAGAAUGCAGAUCCAGAAGUACAGAUACUGAGCCUUACCAUCCUGUCUCCUGACCGACCGAAUCUAGUUUUGCCAAUUCCAUUUGUUCCCAAUUCAAAGGGCCACGCUUUUGCUCUCAAGGAUGGAUGCCGCUAUCGUCUCAAGUUCUCCUUUGUUGUCUCCAACAAUAUUGUUUCUGGUCUUAAAUAUACUAACACUGUGUGGAAGACGGGGGUGAGAGUUAAUAAUAGAAAGGUAAUGCUGGGAACAUUCAGUCCUCAGCAAGAGCCUUACACAUAUGAUUUGGAAGAAGACACAACCCCUUCUGGCAUUUUUGCAAGGGGUUCCUACUCUGCAAGAACUAAGCUUGUAGACGAUGAUGGCAAGUGCUAUUUGGACAUAAAUUACAGUUUCGAAAUCCGUAAAGAAUGGCCAUCAUCAACUUCUUGAGAUUUUUCUCUUCUUCCAAUCCAUUAAUCUAGCAUGGAACCUCACACAAUGACCAACUUAGAGAUGAUAUUCCAACGGGGAGAAAUUAAAACCCCAUUUAUGAAGUUCUUAUUCAUUUCUUUCAUUAGUAGGAAGAUUAGGCCAAUGUUUUUGGUGGUUGACAAAGAAUGGAUAAUUCAUGUAGCAUUUGUUGUAUGAGGCAAGUUUUAUUGUACUGAAAAUGUUAUAGUGCCUUGCCUUGA